AUGGCUUCAUCUUAUCAACAUGUUUAUAACGAUCCAGCAAUUGAAUAUUUAUCGCCUCCUACAUUAGAUAAAAAGAAUUAUAAUCCUUAUACAUAUUCACAUUUACAUUGUAAAGAAUCAUCACUACCACCGAUACUACGAUUUGGACCAGAUAUCAAUAAAUAUAAUCGUUUUCGUACAAUUAGUCUUGUAUUUACUAGUGAUUAUUUGAUUGUGCCAUCGAAUUAUUUUCAAAAUUUAUCUAAAUUAUUUAUCAAUACAUACGUGGAACGUAUUAUUGAUAUUAAACUAAGAUUUACUAAUUUUAAACGAUUAACGUUUAAAGAAUACUCACUAGCAGACUUGUACGAUAAGAAACAUUUGACAAAAAAUUUGUGGCUAGACAUUAUACCACAACGAACAAAUAUGACGACUCUGAACAGUGAAGAACAAGAGAAUUCAACAGAGACAAUCGUUCAAACUUCUAGUCCAUUUGAAUUUGAUUCAAAUUGUUGGAGUGGUUUGUCGCUAUCAUUAUUUACUUUGUACAUUCAAACGCCCACUGAUCGUUUAUCAAGUAAUUAUCCAUUCGAAUAUUUAUUUAAUAAUACCAAAAUAGAUGAAUUACACAUUACUGGUAGUAUCAUUGUUCCAUCGCCAAACAUUAGUCAAACAACAUUUAACGGUCUAAUUCGUACACUAAAACUUCGUCGUCGUGUCGAUGUAAUCGAUUCACAUGAAUUUCCAUAUUAUUCACAAACAAUUGGUGUAAAAUCGUAUACUAUCGAAGCAUUAGGUUCAUCUCAGAUGAAUUUAACAGAUUUUCAACAUUAUUCUAAUUUACGUGGAUUAAUAUUGAUUCAACCAAAUUUUCCUGUUCGUAUCCAUGUUUUUUUAUCUGCAUUAGACACAUUAGUAUUCGAUGUUGAACGAAUUUAUUCUACAUCUUUAAUAGGAGCUAAAAAUAUUAAUUAUUUAAAAUUAGGUAAUCGUCUACGUACAAUUGAUCCGUUUUCAUUUCGACCAUUACAUCGACUAAGUCGACUUGAUUUAUACGAUGUUGAUUUAUCUCAAUUGACAUUAGAUACUAGAUGUAUUCUAACAGAAUUUAUUCAAGAUAAUAAACAACAUUUAUUGAUUAUUUAUCCAUUUACACAAAUAACGUCAUAUUGUGAAUGUACACAAUUAUUUUUCGAUAUUACAAGAUCAAAAAAAUUAUUAAGUGAUGAGAAUAUAGUAUGUGCAAAACGUUGUCGAUUCUCUAAUUGUCUGAUAAUAAAUCAAUUUUUUCGAAUAAUGAUACCAUUAGAGAUAGUUAAAGAUAAAGAAAGGAAUAUGAAAAAGAAUGAUGAUAACGAUAUUUUAAUUGUCGAUCAUGAUCAUAGACCGGAUGAUAUUGAUUUUUUGGAACCGGUUGAUAUCGUCACAGAAAUUCUAAAUACAAUGCAAGAAAAUUUAACAUUACCAGUAGACAAGGGAACGAAUAGCCUAAAGUCUAUUGAGCAACAUAUCAAUCUAGUCAAUUCAACAUUAUCAACGUUAGUCGCUGAUUUAGAUGUGGUGGAAUCAUUCGCAAAUGAAGAUGAAUAUUAUGAUCUUGCUCAAAUUACACCCACUCCAAAAGUGAUAGAAUCCACCACGAAAUCAUCUCUUAUUGAUCAAUACUCUACUCAGAGAGGUACAUCUCAUUUUCCGUUAAAAUCGUCUGUUACUGUUACCCAUAAAAGUCGUUUAUAUCUGAAUAUCAAUGAAGAUUCAUUAACUAUUUCUACGACAAUCCUGCCACUUCCGCAUUUCUUAUCAUCUGAACAAUCGCCGCUGUCACACUCUUCGUCCAUUCAAAUUCCUGUUUACUAUAUUCCAAUUGCCUUUAUCGCCGGUGCAUUAAUUAUUGGUUUAGUUGCGAUAUUAGUGACAAUUCUUGUGAUGAGAAAACGCAGUCGUUACGGAUUUGACCCUGUACCUGCUCAGGCUACGCAUGUUUAG
Messenger RNA from Didymodactylos carnosus, 1965 nucleotides. NCBI's taxonomy places the organism in Eukaryota, Metazoa, Rotifera, Eurotatoria, Philodinida, Philodinidae. The record is from the annotation of a GenBank genome assembly.